UACAUGCUAGAACUGUAAGGGAUCCAGUCAUUAAUUAACGAGAAACGUGUCUCAGACUUCUGCAAAUACAUGCAUUUAUUUCAUUUUGUUAGCCUCCCCAAGUGACAAAAAGCUAACUGUAUAGAGAGUGACCUGGAUUCGAGGUGCGGCAGGUACCCGAUUUUUGCCGUAACAAGCCAAGACCUCUGAGCUCGGUACGGCUGCACGCUACUUUCCUGGCACAGAGCAGGGACGCCACUUCAAAAGCCACCUGUUAAUUUACGUGUCACUGGGGAGGGCCCCUCCUUUCCGAGCAGGAAAUACAGACUCGGUGCAGACGUGGCCAUGUAGAAACAGUGAGUUCGAGAGCCGGCAGAAGCUGCUUGCUUACGCCAAGGAGGAAGUAAGCAGCGACAAGAACAAGUUGUGACGACCUCUCGCUGCAGUACACCCUGAAGUCGGCCCGUUGCUGUGCCGUCCCGUGCCUACGGAAGUGGCAGUCCGUACCUUCCAAGUACCGGAAUCCAAGGCUUUGCCAAAAGCCAUGCCGCAUGGAAUCCGCUUAACAAAACUCAGUCUCUACGUGCCCAUUGUCGCUGCCUUCGUGCUCAUGUACUACGGCUACUGGAAGAUGUGGGCAGUUUACUCCCCAGCGGUCGGGAGAGACGGCUCGGUACACCUGCGGGAUCUGCUGGCAGUGGCAGUGAGAGCCGCCGAGGCGGGCGGCGACGCUGUGCGGGAAGUGCGGGACUCAUCCACGCUUAAUGCCAAGUCUAAGGGGAAGACAAGGGAAGGUGCCCAGGAGCUGUAUACGGAAGGAGACCUGCGUUCCCAUCGCAGAAUGACCAGUCUCUUCGGCAACACAUUCCCUAACGUCAAGGUAAUUUCUGAGGAGCACGAUGAUGCCAAGCUAGACACAUCUCAGUUGUGGGACUAUACCAUUCCAGAAGAAAUCCAAGAAAAAAUCAAAAGCAUUGAAACUGUACCUGAACAGAGUAUCACUGUAUGGAUUGACCCACUUGAUGCAACUCAAGAGUAUUCAGAGCGCCUUGAUCAUUUCGUUACCACAAUGGUAUGUGUGGCUGUGAAUGGCAAACCAACAAUUGGAGUUAUCCACAAACCCUUCUCCAAGUUUACAGUCUGGGCUGUGGUGGGACAAGCUUCAAAUGUAAAGCCACGUGCAUCAUACAAUGAGAAUGAUCCAACAAUAAUUGUUUCCAGAUCACAUUCAGGCACAGUGCAGUCUUACACCAAGAAGGCCUUUGGGAAAAAUACAAACAUCAUUCCAGCUGGUGGAGCAGGAUAUAAGGUGCUGUCCCUCUUGGAUCUUGGCAAAGAUAAGCAGCCCGAUAUGGCAGACAUUUACAUGCAUGUGACUUUCAUCAAAAAAUGGGAUAUCUGUGCAGGCAAUGCCAUACUGGAAGCACUAGGGGGGCAUCUGACAACUCUCAAUGGAGACAACAUUGAUUACAGAGAUUCUCCCUCUAACGAAGGUGGGCUUAUAGCCAGCAUUGGGGUAGACCAUCAAAAGUUGUUGGCGAAGCUGCCUGAGCGUGAAUCUCUUGGAUUGAAACAGAAGUAGUGCUUGGACUUUACAGAGCAUGAAUGAGUAUUCCAUUCCACACUGAACUAUCUCAGGAAUGGAGCAGGCAGGACCUUGCUUCACAUUAUGAGUGAAAUGCAUCAUGUUGACAUUGUUUAUUGACUGCAGUACAUUUUUUUUAAUUCUUUUGUAAAUGGGUGGGUGCCAGCGUGUAAAAAAAAUCACAUGGGAUCUGAAAAGAUAAAUUUGUUUCUACUGGACACAGUGAAAUAUAAAUUAUUUUUAAUAUA
Molecule: messenger RNA, 1812 nt
Organism: Protopterus annectens (West African lungfish)
Lineage: Eukaryota; Metazoa; Chordata; Ceratodontiformes; Protopteridae
Product: inositol monophosphatase 3-like
Exons: 5
Coding region: 524-1561 (345 amino acids)
Biological process (GO): phosphatidylinositol phosphate biosynthetic process
Cellular component (GO): endomembrane system
Molecular function (GO): 3'-nucleotidase activity
Source: RefSeq, a predicted model, not a curated record